Messenger RNA from Artibeus jamaicensis (Jamaican fruit-eating bat), 13435 nucleotides. It is a transcript of the gene EXPH5, whose product is annotated as exophilin 5. The record is from RefSeq and is a predicted model, not a curated record. The transcript has 6 exons. Lineage: Eukaryota; Metazoa; Chordata; Mammalia; Chiroptera; Phyllostomidae. Gene Ontology annotation, cellular component: endosome. Gene Ontology annotation, biological process: positive regulation of protein secretion; positive regulation of exocytosis; intracellular protein transport. The coding region runs from base 4762 to 7056 and encodes 764 amino acids. Gene Ontology annotation, molecular function: small GTPase binding.
AUAUAAAAAUAUGCAUACAAAUAAAUAUAUACUGUAGUGAUAAAUCCAAGAUGUUCAGAUCAUUGACUUUUCUAGUCAUCAGAACUUAUGGCUCCAAGCUGCCGGACAGGUGUGCUGGUCACACCCUUACAACAGGUGUGUACGUCCAGUUCUGCAGCUUUGAGCAGCGGCCCUACACUUGUAGAACCCUAACACCCAAUUUGACCGUACCUCCUUUUUUUCACUGUUACACCUUUUAUUUUAUUUUAUUUUCAAUUACAGUUUAUAUUUAAUGUUAUUCUGUAUUAGUUCCAGGUGUACAGUAUAGUGGUUAGACAGUCAUGUACUUUACAAAGUGAUUCCCCCAAUAUUUCUAGUACCCACCCAGCACCAUACAUAGUUAUUACCAUAUUAUUGACUGUAUUCCCUAUGCUGUACUUUACAUCCCUGUGACUAUUUUGUAAUUGCCAAUUUGUACUUAUUCCCUUCAGCUUUUUUCAUCCCCCUCCCUUUUGGCAACUGUCAGUUUGUUCUCUGUAUCUAUGAGUCUGUUUCUAUUUUGUUUGUUAGUUUAUUUUGUUCUUUAGAUUCCACAUGUAAGUGAAAUCAUUUGGUAUUUGUCUUUCUCUGUCUGACUUAUUUCACUUAGCAUAAUGUCCUCUAGGUCCAUCCACGCUGUCACAAAAGGUAAGAUUUCAUUCCUUUUUAUGGCCAAGUAAUAAUCCAUUGUGUAUAUGUACCACAGCUUUUUUUCUCCUGUGGUACUCAUCUAUCAAUGAACAUAUGGGUUGCUUCCGUGUCUCGACUAUUGUACAUAAUGCUGUCAGUUUGCAUUAACUCUACCUUACAAAUUUCAGUGGACGAUGUCUGAGCAUCGGUAUGAGGAGGAAUAGGUAGGAAGCAAAGGCUAAAAACUCUAGUUUUUAAUUCUCUUCUAUUUAUUUGUUGGUUUAUUCAACAAAUAUUUAGUCACUGCUUGCUGUGUACUCAGCAGGUCUGGUAUUCUUAGUGAACCGACAGUCUAGUGGCAAGACAACUGGUAUGAAAAAUGUACAGAGACAAGCAAGUUGGGUCUCUGGAAAACAAUACCUGUCCUCAACACAUAUUAUGCUGGGUAGUGGGGUCUGAAGCUAGGUGGAAUCCCAGCUCUUUCACUCACCACUUUACAACCUCUCUGACUGUAAAAUGUAGUAUAACAGUAUCAACCUCAAUAGGCACCUGUGGUGAUUAAAUGAGAUAACUUAUGUGGAAGCGACCAGCACUGUGGCUGUCACAAAACACUUAAUUAUAGGUCCAAUUUUGCUCCUCAAGGAGCAAAGCACAGUUACAGUGUGCAGGGUUCUCAUAACAUUGAGCGGCAUCAUGAAGGUACUAGAUAGAACACAGAAUAUUACCUUCAUCUUCCAUAAACAUACUGCUGUCGGUUUGAAUCCGGAGUCAUAAAUCCUACUCUAGUUGUUGCUCUUUAAUCAUGUAAUGGAUCCAGAGAGAAGCAGCAGGCACAGGUAGCGUGACAGGGCACUUGUCACCUGAGGACGAGAUGAAGGUUGGGACUCUUCAGGACAAAGCGUAGAGGCCCAAACAGGUACGUGACAAGUAAUUCAACGUAAUUUGAUAGAUACAGAGGUGACGCUGGGUGCUUUCCUGGGUGGUUAGGGUAAAAAGAAUAAAUGGGUAUUAAAAAGAUAAGAGAAGCCCAGGAAGACAGAAAUGCCCUGAUAGUGGCAUGAAGAACUGGCCAGUUAAAUUGGAACUGGCCCCUUGAAGUGGACAGCUAGUCUUUAUUUUUAUUUUUUAGUAGUUUAUUGAUUUUUGAGAGAGAGGAAGGGAGAGAAGCAUCAGUGUAAAAGAGAAACAUUGGUUGGUUUCCUCCCCUAUGUACUCUGACUGGGGGUCGUGCCUGGAUCGAACUUGCGUGCCUCCAAGGUAUGUGCCCUGACCGGGAAUCGAAUCCCUAGUCUUUUUAUGGACUGGACAACGCUCUGACCAACUGAGCCACCUGGCCAGCAUGAGAGCUGGACUUUCUACAGUACCUUUUGUAGAAUGAUUAAUUGGUAAGACAGCACUUGCUGUGAUCUGAACUAGCAUGGGAACUACACAUCCUUAGUGCUACUUUGACAGCUUAUUUUUUCCCUUCUGUUCUGAUUGUGUGUUUUGUGAGCAUAAAUGGCCAGGAAGGUUACGAUUCUCAAUUCAAAACAGAGAGAAAAGACUGUCUUUUAUUCUAGAUUGGGCAAUCUCAGCCACAGCCAUUCAAAGAGUUAAAUGGGCUGUUUAUCUAGUUUGGCUUUCAGGCAGGGGCCAUUAUUUUGCUACUGCUCUUUGAGUUCUAGAGAUUUGUUGUGCUGUUGCUUGCUUUAGUGUAUCACUUUCCUUAUCUGAGCUUCCCUCCCCUCAGACUUCCUUCUAUGGUUUAACUUUACUACUCUCAAAGGAACACAUUUUUCCGUACACCUGCUUGCUUUUUCUAAUCCCUGCUCUUUCCUGAAGCUUGGCUGUCAGCUGAACCAAAGAGCAGCUUUGAUGUCAGCAGAAAGGCUCUCAAAAAACAAUCUUGUUAAAAGAUCAACAGGGAGAGGAGCCAGGCCCUGGACGGAAAAGCUGCUGGGGCAGCCAUUGACCAGGGGUUUUGCUUUUUUUCCUCUACUCCUCCCUGGUGGAGAACUCACAAUCGGUGUCCUAAAGAUUUCCCUAGAUGAUGAGCCCUAAGACAUCUGUAGCUGGAAGUAUCAGCUUUCUGCAGCAGAGAAACAAAGGGGCAAUACUUUCCUGAGUUUUUCUUGGGACUUUAACAUUUUGAAAAGGUCCUUGCAUGGACAGACUGAUCCAGCUUCCAUUGUGGUAUUAACCCAAUGUUUAAGCUCUGACUGGGGAUCCAAUUUUCACACUAUGCACCCCAUUUGUGCUUUUCUGUGUGUGUUUGGCUGCUGAGCAAUAUGAAACAAAAAGGUGUUUGGAUUCCUGUGUGAGAUGAAAACUUUAUGCUGCUUUGAUCUCUCAUAAUUCAAGCAACAGUCCACGUUUACAGGAUUUGGUGUAAUUGAACAAUUUGUUCUAGGGUUCACUGAUGACUAAACCAGGAAAACUAGCAUAAGGGUGGGGGAUUUGGAGAAUAUUUGGCAAGAGGUCCUUGAAACCAAGAGCAGAGGAUUGAUAGUGAUCAGGAUGCUUAGCUGCCUAGAAGUAAGAAUAAGGUGAAAUGGGUGGGUCGGUACAGGAAGAUCAGCUGUGAAAGAACAGUAUGUGUACAGAAGCCUAGGAAGUAAUGAAAGUGGAGGGAAAAAUGUGAGUGAGGAGACAAAAAAGAAGGGUGAAAACAUCAAAAACAGGGUACAUCAAAAAUUGAUACCCUUCGCAAGAGAAGCGGAAACUAUUUUGAGAAAUAUUUGAUAUUUUUCUGUCAAGGAAAUGAAAGCUGUAAUUCAUGUUUUAUGGCUUCAGAGACUUGUUUACUUUCAAAAUUUAUCAAUUGUUUUUGAAUGAUCAAUCUCCUUUUUAAUUGACAAAGUAAUUUUAAGCUUGUAUCAAUCUCAUUGCUUAUAAAUGGGGUUAAUAAUACCAGAGGCAGUGAAAUAGAAAAUUAGGAGGACAUGGGCUUUAGAAUUGAAGUGUAAUUUCCCAUCCCAGUUCAACAAAUCCAGUCUUCCAAGUUCAAUGUCAUCUCUGUGAAUGAGAAAGACAUCUAUACGCUGCAGUGUUGUGAGGAUUAGCAAUAAAAACUGCAGAUAGUAUGAGCUCCACACAAAGCAUCUGCUGUUAUUUUUUGUUAUUGUUAUUAUUUCACCAGAAGACAGGGAGUUUGAUGUUUUAAGAUCCUUUUCAGUUUUACGAGAUUUCUCAGUGAUUUAAAUCUCAUGUAGGAUUAAUGAGUCUUUUGAUCAAACAUUUUAGAUCAGAAUAUGUCUUCAGGAUAAUCUCAUCUUUGUCCAUAUUUUAAAACUGUUCAUAACAAACCAUCCCAAAGCUUAAAAGACUCCUGUCCAAAGGCUCACAAUUUUUGGGGACAGCCAUUUGGGUUGGGCUCAGCUGGGUGGUUCUCCUGCUCUCACCCGUGAUCAUUCACUUGGCUCCAGGUCUGAGGGCUUGACUGCAUCUGGUCUGAGAUGGCUUCACUAGCCUGUCUGGCAGUUGGUGACAUGUUCUACUGGGCCUUUCUCUGAACGUGAUCUCGCGUUCCAGGGAGCCAGCCUUAGCUUUUUAAUAUAGCAGUAUUAAGGAAGGAGAGAGGAGAAGCUGCAAGGCCUCAAGUUUCACUUUGUUGUUUUCAACUGGCCUAAGCAAGUACAAGGCCAGCCCAGAUUCGAGGGGCAGGAAAAGUGACAAAGUCACACUGAAAAAGAGUGUGCCUCAGAGAUGAGAGGAAUUCUGGAGGUCCACUUUUGUAAACAGUGUUCUACCUCAUCUAAUCCUCUUUAACAAACAGAAAAAAUAAAGCCAAGAAAGCUGUAUUUUGGCCAAGAUCAUCCAGCGAGCCCCUGGCCCUCAUCUACUGCUCUACCACCUGAUGGCAAUGCAAGAAUGGGCUGGGAUGUGAUCACAGAAAGCAGAAAAAUGGGGCCAGAAAAUGGGGAUAAAUGGACAACUAUCAUUCGCUGAACACAUUUUAAAUGGGUAGCACAUGAUUGAUUAGCGAUGGAAAUAAAGAUGAGGACAAACACCUACUCAGAAUAAAGCAAACUCCAGAAGACAAAGAGGGAUAUCAGAUGGCUUCAGGGAGUGACUGGUGAAUGGUUUGAAGAAAUUCAAAGAAAAAAGUUUUGCAAUGAAACAGAUGUUAGCCAAAUGUUAAAACAACCCCUUACAUACAGGCUAAGGAAGGGGAUGGCAGAAAAUGAUCCUAUGGAAUUCCAAACAUCAAGAUCUAAAAAUACACCUACUCAAAGAAACCCAACACCGGUUUCUUCUCGGCUGAGCUUCAGAUCAUCAUUCGCUUCCCUGUUCUCCUUCGGAAAACCCAGAAAGGAGACUUUAAAGCCUCAGUGGCUGGGACCGAAAGGAUGCAACAGGCACGCAGGACCUGCUGUGUCUGUGAGGGGAACUGCUGUGCAGGCAAAAUUAUACAAUUCACCCCUGGAAAAUCAACCAGUGUCGACUGCAUUUGUCCCCAAGCCAGCAGGCAUGAGGGAGGGAAGCGGUGUGCCUCCGUGGGAUGCUUCCAUGCUGGAGAGCGAGUUUUUCCGGGUUUUAGAUGAUUUGGACAGCACACUGGAUCAGGAGCAGUCCCCAGGCUCAGUGGAUGCAAGAUCACCUCUCAACCAUGGACCAAGAACACAGUUCAGCCCUUUUCACUCCAGUGGGAACAGAUAUGGUAACACCACAGGAAGGCACAAAAAUCACUAUAAUGAAACUUCUAAUAUGUCUAUCUAUGACAUCCUAAGACCAGGAACCCCUAGAGAAGGUUUUAAAACCUUUUCUUCUAGAAUAAGAACAAUUUAUGAUAUGUAUAGGACAAGGGAGCCCAGAGUCUUAAAAGAAGAUUAUGUGCAAAAGAAUACUUUUGGUAGUAGCUCUCUGUGUUUUGACAGCAGGCGAAUAGCCUCACCAGCUACAGGGCACUUCACAGCAAGAAGCAUACAUUUUCCAGCCACAACUCAGAACAAGAACGGAUUUAUACCACCAAGCCACCAGCAGAGCCCUAAGAGAACUCCUUUAUCAUCCAUCAUAUGGAAUAGAUCAGAUCCUUCUGGAAAUAGGCCAACCCAGGAAGAGUUCCUGAGGGCUCCGUCACCAAUGGAAGUUGACCCUGCUGACCAGGUGUAUCCCAGGUGUUUUCAGGAGAAUAGGACCUAUGGAUUUUAUCAUUCACAGAGUACUUACCAGAGUGUCAGUUUAAAUUCUCCCAUGGACAGUGCAAUGAGUCCUGACCCAUUUGAAAACUCAGAGAAUAUGCCAUUCUACCAUCAAGACAAUCCAUUUGCUAGGUCUUUCUUUAGCAAUACCUUUGGACGAAGCAGGGAACAGAGAUUUGGACGUAGUUCUUUCUGGGGCCAACAUGGAGAACAUUCUUCCUGGUCUGGCUUUCAUCAAAGCAGGAAACUAUUUACUUCUUCUGACAGAGACUUUGAAAUGAUUUCCACUGAACCAGAUAGUGCAUCACAUAGUCAUGGCCAUAAUGUUUCUUCUCAACACUGGGGAUCGUUUCCCCCUAAUUACAAGACUACUAUCCCCAGAGACCAAGAAGCGCCACAUCACUUGCAAUUGGAUUCUCAGACAUCCACAGUGGAGAACAUGGAGGUGUCACAGGGUAAUGAGAACCCGAUGACUCAUUUUGGCACCCCAAAUAUUUGUUCCAGGAUUGGUUCAAGCUACCACAUCAAAUCUGGUGGGUUAGAAUGCCAACAGGACAGUUCUCUUAAAGAAGUACCAGUAAACCAAGAACCUUACUCAUUUGGAACUGCUCAGACUCUAGCAUCCUCAUUUAAAACUUCCUUCCCUCAGAUUCCGAAUGACAAAAGGAAUCAUCAGUGUCCAAACUUUCAGAAUCCCACAGUCACUUUACAGAGAAUGAAGCCUGUCUCUCUUCCAAUAAGAAGCUACACAGAAGCCACUGUGACCAACAGCAAUUCAGUCGAUUCUCCACCUCUUACUCAAAGCCAACCCAGUAUCUUGCUCACAGAAGUGAAUAACGAGAAAGACUUGAGUGAAUCUAUUUUAGAAAAAGACAAGCAACUAAAUAAGAUGGACCAGACAAACACGACAAAUGAAAUGCCCCAACCUGUUUCAGAGAAAAUAAUCUCUAACCCUUUAGCUGAUUUUCAAAGUCCCCUCUCCCAAGACUCAGGCAAAACCAACAGAUUUGUUUUUAAUGCAUCUAGCACCAUAAUUUCAAAAAGGGCUCCCAAAGUCAUUUCCAGGAAAGAUAGCUCCAAAAUUCAUAUAUCACAAAGAGAUAAAGCCAAUGAACUAAAAAAAGAUAAGGGUUAUACUGAAAAACAAAAAUCUGGUCCAGCAACUUCUUUUCCUUUUAUUCAGGAAAGCAGAACAUCAUCAUCUUUUCCCAGCCCAAAUCAAAGUUGUAACCAGGAACUAAUAAUAAGUACUGAAGACAGGUCAAGCAUUAUUGAAAAUAACCUCUAGAGCUCUGAACCUACUGGUAAUCAAAAUGCACAAUCUCCAGAAAAGCCUGCUAAUUUAGAUACCAAGGAAGAACAGUGUACCAAAACUCAUUCUACCAAGUAUAACAAGUCAACUGCUGGCCACAGUAUCCCAUGUGAUUCUGUAGGUCUGUCAUCAGGUACACUACCAGAUUCUUCACCAUCGAAAGAUUUCUUCCUUGGUGCCCUGGUGGUUCCUUCUACUCCAGUAUUCUCGAGAGAAAGCCUUUCAGGCCAAGAUCCAUCUCUGGGAGAAAGAGAAAAGGAAGACAAUAAUAGCCAGUAUCAAAAUAAUCAGUUUACCUUGAGCCCCUUGAGAACUGAAAAGAGUGGUGAUAGUUGUGUAUGUAUAAAUAAUGAAGUGGUUGAUGUCAAAUGCCACUUACAUCCUCCUCUCAGGGCUGGAAAGGGAAAAGCAAAAAUAAGACGACGUACAUCCUGUAUUGAAAAGUUGAGCAAAACGGGAUGUAAAUCAACACCCACAAGUGGCAGCAGUAGCCUCAAUGAGGUAGAUCAAAGUGAUUCCAAGGCUCCUGAGCCUCACACAAUUUAUUGUACCUUACCAAGAAAAUCAUCCAGUUUUCUCACUAAUAGCAGAAAGUCAGAAAGUAAGAUAACAGCUCCUUCAUUUAGAAGCGUGCCACUUCCAUUCCAACUUGAAAAUAAUUUGGAAGAUCCAAUAGGGAAAGACACAUCAAAUAAAUUUAAUUCCAGUUCUGUGUCAGAAAGCAGAUGUUCCAAAGUAGUUUCAGACUCAGCCUCAGGAGCACCUGAAGCAGCAGAGAAUAUGACAAACCUUGGAUCUGCUUCCAUUAGAAAAGGACCCUUCCCACUCUUCACCAAAAGGGCUGUGUCAUGGCCUUCAGAGGUGCCACAUGCCUCAUUUGGAAAAGAUGAAAGAGAAGAAUGCUUGGUCUCAGACAUGGAUGCUUCUGCUAUAACACUGAGACCUUGGGAGAAAACCAUUCACCCUCUGGACAGUGACUCACCUGUUAGGGAUUGUUCUUUAACCACAAGAUACCACCAAAAGGAGCCCUUUCAGGAAAGCACUGAAAACGAUGGUAAAAACACUGCCUCCAAGACAUUCUCCCUCUCAAAUGAAGACCCUUCACCUGAUUCUUCAGAUAUGUCCUGGGAAAAAGGUGAGAAAACAUUACAUAAAUUUAAGACUACUAGUAUGUUUUCUGUUUUUGGUGAUGAAGAUAAUGUAAAGUGUCUUGAGGUAGUUUCAGUAUAUUAUACUCUACCAAGGAAACACAGCAAAAAAUUAUGUAAUCUCCUCCAAGAGCAUACUCAAAAUACCGACCCACUUCCAGAAUCAACUAAAGUGGGGGCUGUAACAUUUUCCAAUGCUUCAGAAAAAGAGAAACUAAAUGAUUCCGCUCAGGAAAACAACAGUUACCAUUCUCCCAACGCUGAAAAGGUGACUGAUCUACAGUUAUCAAGUACUAGCCCCUUGGAACCUACGCUGCAGGAAAGGGCUUCUAUUGGGGUAGAUGUUUCUCUUCAUAAAGGAGAAUCUAAAACUAGAGAGAUUUCCCCAGAUAACUUAGCUGAAACACCUCUUGGUGUUUCACAAAACAGGAAGAAGAGAGGGAAACAGUUGCAAAGUAAAACACUGCAUGCUUCAUUAAUUCUUCAGGAAAGAAAAGUCACAGAAGAAAAAUCUGAAAAUUGUCAGUGCUCCAUUAAAUCACCUGACAGUGGUCCUAAUCCUCCAGCCCAUGCAGAAGGGAUUGCUGAAAAUCACCAAACCAGAAGGUGUUCCAGGGGGUGCACAGGCAGUGGUAUAGCCACCAUAGCUAUUGGAAGUGCAAAGUGUUUUCAGAAAGAUAUCACAGACACAGCUGAAGAUGGUAGCUCCAGUGGAUUGCAGCCUAGGAGAGUCAGAGGAGCAGAUUUUCAAAAAAAGACUGAUGAUGCACUAUCUGACCCAGAAAGCCAAGUCUUUGCGCUUACUCCAGCUUUGCCUAAACUACAUGUGGAUGAGGAGACUUGUUCAGGUGAACGAGAUUUGGACAGUUUGCAGUCUAAACCCAGAAAACUACCUCAAAGAAGUCAGGAGGUAAAUGUGACAAAGACGGGAAAGACUAAAGAUGAAAUGCAGAGGUUGGCAUGUGAUCAACCCUUACAUUCUGAAGGAAGUAAUAAAAAUAAAACCAGCUUGGAUGACCUAGAAAAAGGGAAAAACAGAUCCUCACCUAAACACAGAUUGGCAGCCAUGUCCAAAGCAAGCAGAAAAUUUCCAGCUAAAGAUUUAAGCCCCAGAAGACAUGUAGCUACUAUUUUCCUCCAAAGUGGGAACAGUUCUGGCUUCAGUGGUUUAUCUGUUGGCACACCAGAGUGCAGCCCACUGUCUUCUGAGCCUACUCCAAAGUCCACAGAAUCCACUGAUGAAAGCAGGUUGAAUAGUGAUGGACUGGAUGUGAAGAAAUCCAAGAACCUUCUCCAGGUUACUGUAAUGUCUGACAGAGAAGCUGCUACACACUUCAGCAGGCAGAAGCCUAACAGCUUUUCACAACCACAUCAGAAUGAGUUUAAAAAUAGCUCAGAAUCACCACCCAAGUGUGAGAAUUCUAAAGAUGUAACAGUAGCUCAGAUUUUGGGAAGAGACUCAAGUACCCUGAGCCAACCCACAUUCACCAGCCUCGGGGAAGCUGACUUCUCUGACCAUCAGAGGAGGCUGAACCCCCAUCUUCCAGUGGAGCCUACAGAGAAAUCUGCAAUAAGCACCCCACUGGCCCAAUGUCAGCAACAACAAAGGAGUGCUGCUUCUCUGGAAUGGGAACCUGAGCCACACCCCUACCGGUCAAAGAGUUUAAAAAGCAUCAACAUGCACGGUGAUCUGCUACGCAAAAGUCAUCCUCCAAAAACCAGGGAGCGCCAUUUUUCUGAAAGCACUUCUCUUGACAAUGCCCUGAACCACCUGACCCUUAGGGAUGAAUUCUCUAACAACAAUGGGUACAAUAGAAAAUUCAAAUCUUCUUCUGAACUUCCCUCUUAUGAUGAAAAUGAAAAUUGGGCUUUGUAUAGCAACAGCAGAAUGGGCCCCAAGUCUGCAACAUCUAUAUCUAGACCUAUUGACUAUGGGAUAUUUGGGAAGGAACAACAGUUAGCUUUCUUGGAGAAUAUAAAGAAGUCACUCACACAGGGAAGGUUAUGGAAGCCAAGUUUUCUGAAGUACCCUGGCUUCCGGAAAGAUGAUGUAAUCCACCCUCCUAAGCCAAUGGAGUCAUCAAGCUCAGAUUCUCCUAGCAAUCAGAUGCCAGAGGAUGGCUUAUCUCCACAUGCACCACUUAAAAUUUAUGAAGAGGAUCCUGCAGACUCAGACUGUGACACAGACACAACCACAGAUGAUGAGUACUACCUGGACGAACAUGACAAGGAGUCGGAACUGUGAGGCCUCUUCAGUAAAAUGCGUAAUCUUUUCUCCAAAAGCUUGUAAUGCAAAUAAAAUGUAAAUGUUUGUGUCCGUGGGAAGGACAGAUAAAAAAAUGUAUCUAUUUCUGAAGUAACCUGAAUUCUUCCCCCCUCCAUAGCCUAUGUAUACACACACACACUUCCUGAGUUCUAGAGCAAUACCUUCUCUUUGGGGGGAUUCUCUGCUAUUUUCUGACUAUAUAUCCUUGGCUUUCCUUUUUCAUACCCAUGUGAGUCUCUAAUUCACUGUUCAAUUUUGGCUUUCUGCUCUAUUUCCCCACAACUUUUUUUUUUACACCUUUCAUGUGAUUUGCAACCCUAAUAUCCCAGAUACAUGUACAAAACUCGUUACUCAGUACAACUGAAAAACUCUGUACUGCUUCCUCUGAUCCACUCCCCAUACUCAUGGCAUUAAAAUACAGGGAUGAUGGCAAUGGAGUAAAUAUUGUCAUCCUGUUUGACUCAUCAGCAUUUAGGAGGUCUAGGGUUUGGUUGAUUUUUUUUUUUCAAACAAAGAUAAAGGAAUUUUCAUAAGGACAUCCUGUUAUAUCCACAGUGGAGCCUGAGAGGCACCUGUCUGAAGUGCUCAUUGAGAUAAUAGAGGAGGAGGAGCAGAAUUCCUCGUAAGCCAAGCCACACUUGUACUCCUAGGAAUUCCUUUGAAAUUGUAUGUAGGAAUUGGCAGAAUUGUUAGGAGCUGAAUUUUAAUCAAGUCAAGGACUGGCACCAGGCAACCUGAGGGCACAGAAGGUGGGUUGGCCACAAAAUUUCUGCCUAGGAAAGAAGCAUAACGGAGGGGUGGAGGUAAAUGGACAUGCCUUUUGUGAGACUGACGUCCUUACAGCAGCUCUCUAGGCAACCGGUUUUUCCCUGAUCUCCACACCACAUUUUUCUACUUUCUUCAUUGCAAGAUAAGACACUUUUUCCCAUGCGUGGCCUUUUGGUCAUAAGUAUCAAAUGGUGGCCUUGGCCAGCUCCCUAGACUGCUGCCAAGUCAGGCCAGACAUGCUGACACUCACAGGCUUCUUUGUGGGAUCAUUUAGCAAACCCCUGGGAAAUUAUGAGGCAGAGCUUCUAAGGGCUUAUCACUGUGAUUCAAGAAUUUGUCUAGACUAAAUAACUUCCCACACACCCUGAGAACUUGACUUCCCUAACUCUUUAGUUGCCAUACAGAAAAACUCGGGAUUUCUCUCUUCCUAGUCAGAGUAAAGAUAAUUCGCUAAAACUACAUAAAGCCUGACAUCCUGGAUCUCAGUGCUGUGAAGGUCAACACGAGUGGAUUUCAUCUUGUGUCGUUUAUAUGUGCUUCCUGGCCUAAUUUAAUUUUCCUUUUUUUCCACCUGUCUGUUUCAUCCAUAUGAAUUAAGGAUAAUGAUAGGUGUUGGUGAAGUGUAUGGAGAUCUGGAACUGAUAAAAUUCAAGAAAGUGCUGUGUUACCUGCUAAAUCAUUGCCUUGUGUAGACUAAUGCUGGGGCAGGUUUACCUUGUUCCCACGCAACUCAAAACUAAUGAAGAUGUGGUCACUAACAUGAAAGCUAGUCCUUAAAUCUGAAAUUGUUCUAAACUUCAGGUUCUGAGCAAUCUUAAAGAGACUGAUAAUAGAAUUCUAAAUUAACUCGUCUAAAUUUUUCAAUUUAAAUUUAUCUGGUAAAAAAAUUAACAUUUUAUUUUUUUGUAUGUUUGUAAAUUCUACCUUUUCCUUCUAUUAUUUAUCUGAUUAUUUAAGUAAAAUUUUUAUAAACCCAUAUUUUCUAUGUGAUUUAAAGAUACUCAGUUAAUAUUGUAAUAAUAACAUUUCUUGACUUUUUAAUGAACAGUUUAUGAAUGCUAGUUCAGUAAAUACCUGGGUGUACAUGUAUACUACAAAAGGUGAAAUGAAAAUAGCUUAUUUUUCACUGAGUUUAGGAGAUAACAACAUUGUAACUAAACAUUCUUAACAUAGGUAAGUUAAGGUAAAGAUAAACUACUUUGGGGCCCUGAUUUUUUGCACUAGAAUCUACUAUAUGUGAAUUCAAAGAUAAUUGAUGGUCAACACUCACACUGUCUGCAAUGUUUGCUUGUUGUCUGUCUUAAGAAUCAAGAAAACAGAAAAUUCAUCAAAAUAGCAUCUUCCAUAGUUUUAUACUUUUAUAAAACACUUCGUUAAAGAAGUAUAGCAAAUUUCUAUGUAUUUUAACAUACAAACUGCUGCUUUUUAAUAUUCAUUUUUUGGUAUAGCUAUAGUAAUUUUUAUACUUAUAACUUUCCUAAAAGAUGUAAUCAUUGUUACAAUAAAUACAUAAAUGGAAUAAACCAGGAUGUAAAUUAUUAACUUGAUUAAAUCAUGGACUUCUGUAACCAUAAGUUUUUACAUGUGAAGUCCAUUUAAGAUAGGACUUAAUGAAAUUAUUUUGACUUUUCCAGACUUUCUUCUAAAUAAUUACUCCCUUACAUUGUAGAUACAUUGAUGUCAAUAAAACUCCAGUUGCUACUAAUAAAGCUUUGGUUGAUGAUAAGCUAAUAAAAGCUACUUUGUGUAAGAGGUAACUUCGUGUGUGUAUUGGAGGUGAUGAAACAAAGUCCACUUAGGUUAUGGUGAAGAUGGAAAUCAAAUUGGAAAAUCCAUGCCUCCAUAAAAGUAAUAUACUCCACUGAAUGCCGGAGGGUUAAAGAGGGCUUAUUGCUGAGAGUUUAUUGUUAGUAAUAGAAAUCAUGCUUCAGAAUAUCCCAUUUAACUAUAUAGUGUAUAUACAUAAGUAGUUUAUUUUCAGAGCAAGUUUGUGAUGUAUUACCACUUCGGGGCUCUUUGUGAAGGGCACCUGGGUUCUGAAACAAACAAGCCCUAACCUCUUUUGUUAAAAUGUUGUCAAAUAAUCCUUUUAUAUAUUUGUUCUUAAACCUGUUAUCUAGACAUGAAAUGUGUUAUAAGACAAAGCGCAAAUUUAAAAUAAUGCCUGUGUUAA